UUGUAAGGCCAAUUGUUAUGGAAGAAUUCCAAGUUUGGAAUCCUCCGCCCUGGGAAAACAAAUUCCAACGCCGAAAUUCCAAUUUGGUAAUCUGGUGCCGACCAAGUUAUGGGGGAAUAGGAAUCCGGAGCGUUGGGGGGGUAGAAUACGAUGCACGGAGCGGAGAAUUCAAAAAUGGGCGCGAUUCUAUGUACCGCACUCCCAGCAGACCAUCCUUUCCCUGCGGGCGGGCGUGCGUGCGUACCAUCCGCAACGAAACACCGCGAGCAUGGCCAACUUGCCCCCUGUUCUGAGCGAGUGCGAGCCAAUUGAGUCAUGGGGGGCCGAUCAGCCACGACAGGAGAUAGUGUGGUCGUGGAAUCGAUUCGUUGCCAUGGGACCGAGAGGCGGGGCCUGGACGCAUCAGCAACGCCGCCUGCUGCAAAACCCGGCCGCGUACUACGCCAACCAGUCUGUGAGGGACAAGGAUGACAUGCAGGCGCCUGACAUGCAUGCGCAUGCUGCAAACUGCAUGAGGACGUUCGCGGCUCCUGGGAUUAUUCUGUUCUUGACCCAAUCGUGCGGAUUCAGUAUGCCUCAUGGUCUCGACGCAGGAGAGCUCGGGAAGGUCUCCGAAAACGACGGUGAGUAGCUUUAGCUUAGGGAGCGUUGGCACUACACAUAUCCCUCUAUUGUUCAAAUGUGUAGGACACCACCUCGGUGCCUACAUGUAGCAAGGAUAGGCGCUGGCUGUCGACUCGGAGCACUCUGUAGUAUGUUCUCGCCGAUUUGCCCCCGCUCCGGCGGCGGUGUGGCGGCAAACGGCGGCGGCGGUGGCAACGGCGGCGUCCGCUAUUUC
Messenger RNA from Ectocarpus sp. CCAP 1310/34, 838 nucleotides. Lineage: Eukaryota; Phaeophyceae; Ectocarpales; Ectocarpaceae. The record is from the annotation of a GenBank genome assembly.